Molecule: messenger RNA, 2170 nt
Organism: Epinephelus lanceolatus (giant grouper)
Lineage: Eukaryota; Metazoa; Chordata; Actinopteri; Perciformes; Serranidae
Product: MOB kinase activator 2
Source: RefSeq, a predicted model, not a curated record
CUCUAAACUAAACUGAAAACAAAAAAAAACAAAAAUGAAAAAAAUAUAAAACCAUAACAACUGUGCUGUGAGUUGAACUGAGUUCAUGUAACAGUAUCAGACGAGCUGGAGACCCCUCUUUUGUGUUCAUACACUUCUCAUAUUCACUGUUCAGCCUGGAGGAGUCCUAUCUAUAUAUCAUUGCCCUUUUACUGAGGGCGUGUGUUGUCAUUCCUUGGCUCGCAUACAUCAUGCAUGUCAUCCCAUUCCUCUGUAGUUUACAAGUGAAGCGCAGACAAUGAACACACCUGCUGCUGCUCCGGCUUUCUACUCCUCUCCCUGUCUUCUUUUCCAACUCUUACCACUUCCACAGAGCAAAAAAAAAUACACCUUUAGUGUGUCAUCAGCACCUGCCUGCUCUGCUCUGUCUGUAGUGAGAGCAUACAUGUGGAGAAGAGAGUGUGUAUGCAGUGGGUGGAAAAAGGAGAAGAAGGCGGAGUUGUGUUUUGUACUUUAAUGGGUUGUGGAGAAACCUGCCUGUCCACUCAGAGCUGGGAGAGGAGGAGCUUGUGGGGUGUGGGACUCCAGACAAAGGAGACAUAUACUCACUGACACUGGAUCACUGGAGCGGCAGAGAGCUUCACUUUCCGCACAGGAGGCAAUCCUCAACUCCUGGACUAGUUUUUGUGUGUGUGUGUGUUUUGGAAAACUUUGUGUUAUGUGUUUUGUCAGCUGUAUGGAUUCAUUUGUGAACUGAGAGAUGUUUGUGCUGGAGCAGCUGCUGCCAUAUGCUGCCUGUAUGUAGUGUGCAGUAAAGAGUGUGUGGGUUAGUAGGUUUGGGAUGGAAAAGUGGGGCUGGCACGACCAACAGCUCUGCUCUUAGCUCUGCGCCAUGGGGGGUUGCCAUAGCUACCCCUCGGCUACGAAGGCAGACAGCAAGAGUCUUCAGCCAUCUGACAUCAGCAGUGACAAACUGGGAAUUAAUAACAAUAAUCUGGAGGAGCGUCCAUAUCUGCAGCAGCAGUAUGUGUGCCAGCAGAUCACACACACAGACAUGUUUGCCCUCACGUCGCUGCCGCCUGGUGUCGACAAGGCAGAGUGGCUCGCCAGCAACACGGUGGCAUUUUUCAAGCACAUAAACCUGUUCUCUAGUGCACUGUCUGAGUUCUGCACUCCCAGUACCUGCCCCACUGCCUGUGGACCAGGCAACAUGGUUUAUGUUUGGACCGAUGACCACGGCAGGAAGCUGAAGUGCUCUGCCCCACUUUACUUUGACUAUGCCAUGUCAUACAUUCAGGAGCUACUGACUGAUGAAGAUGUGUUCCCCACAAAAGCAGGUUCAGUGUUUCCGACAGGCUUCGUCUUUCUGGUCCAGAAGGUGUAUUUGCUGUUUUUCAGGACUCUGGCUCACAUAUAUUGGUCUCACUAUAGAGAGACACUGGCCCUGGGCCUGCACCCGCACCUCAACACACUCUUCACGCACCUCACGCUCUUCUGCCGACAGCACGGCCUGUUGGACCCAGAGGACACUGAGCCACUGCAGGACCUCAUCACAGCUCUGGGACAGCCAGGCUGCACCUAAGGAGCAAACACACAUAUUGUGCACUUACAUUUUCAUCACACACUUAUUUAUGUGUUAUAUCUUGUUAUGUAGCAACAGUAUAUCAUGUCACUCACCACUCUAGGUCAAACUUAAACUUAUUUUACACAAUGAAAUUUCUUUUUAAAGGCCUGGAAGUUGUAAAAUAGAAAAUAAAAUACUGUUAAUGAACAGUAUUCGGGAGAAUGAAUGAGUUUGCUCUGCUUUAAAAAGCACAUCAGACCUGAAAAGGAGUGUCUUCCUCCUGAUGUUUAUAGUUGUCAUCAGUUGUUGUCAUACUGUGUGAAACUGUAGUAUUGCAUGUUCGUGUAUUUUAACAUAAUGGUGCAUUAUAAUAUUUUGUUAAGGUCAAGAUCUUCAAGGUCAAUCACGUCUUCCACAUAGGCACAGAGUCAUUUAAACAUUGAACCAUCCAAUUCACAGUCAAUAUAAAGAAAAUGUGUCAUUAUCACAUUGUGAGCAUUUGCUAAAACCCUUAAGGGUGUUAAUGUUAUUACAUUGUCAUGACUUCAUCUGUACUGAACAACACAUCCUAUCUCCACAUCUGCAUCAUGUAUGCUUCUGUACUCUGUAAUAAACAUCUAAGACGGA